AAAACUCUGACGUUCUUUUACAUUGAACUCCACUGAUGGUAUAUGUAAUGGUCUAAAAAAAAGUAUUAUUUAAGGCUCGAGAACAAGAACGACCCCUUGGUAAAACGCCUGUGCGACUGUAUAAUUGCAAACGUAAAAAAGCGUGUCACAUUACGCGCCUUCUAGAUUACACUGGCACACUGUGUAUAUCUCUCGGGCGUCAGUCGGGAGAGACUUUGAGAUUUUCUUUUCCUGUUUAGGCUUCGCGACCGCCGCCGCGGCUAACAGCAGCCUCAGACUACGUUCCAGAAAAGGGCGGGCGCUUCCAUCGGAUACUUCUGUGAAUUGAGAGACCCAUUCACAAGGGAAACAUCGCCAUGAGGUCUUUCGCAACGUUCAUGUCCCUUCUGACCAUCUGUUGGGGUCUCCAUGAAGACAGACUGACCCUCGCCAAUAACCGCUUCGCCACAUCCCUGUUGCACGGCCUUCCAACUAGCACAGAGACAAAUAUCUUCUUCUCACCGUACAGCAUCUCCGUAGCGCUGGGAAUGGCGUUUGCCGGAGCCAGAGGAGAAACUAGGGAAGAUCUGUUUCAGGGAUUCGGCUACGCGCGAUCCGACAUCGAAGACGAUGCAGUCUUAGAAGCGUACGCUAGCCACAGAACGCGACUAAGAUCUUUGCGAUCAAACUCUACUCUCGAUGAGGCCAUCGGGGCUGCCAUUCAUGAAAGAAUUUCUCUGUUGAGUUCUUACGAAAAUGUCCUGAACAAUUCGUUCGGCGCCGACCUCCUGAAGGUGGACUUCAUAAACGGAGGACAGGCAGCGGUCGACGUCAUCAAUGGCUGGGUACACGGGAAAACCCGCGGCAAGAUUAACCUCCUGUUCGGUGAACCCCUCGAGACGAUCACCCAACUGGUCCUGCUGAAUGCCGUCUACUUCAAGGGUACGUGGGACAUGGUGUUUGAUCAGCGGCUAACGACCAAAAAACCCUUUAUGAACGCGUGCUCUACACCGACGGAAGUUGACACGAUGAGAGGAGAGGUCUAUGUUCGCCACAAGUCGUUUCCUCUUCUUGGAGUGGACAUUGCGGAAAUUCCUUACCGUGGCAUGGACUACAGCAUGACGAUCCUGCUACCCACUCGGAUCGAUGGAGCGGAGGCGCUCAAGCGUAACAUCACGGAACACCUGUUGCAAGACCUACUGAAGCAGCUGGUUGAACAACAAGUCACCGUAUAUCUUCCGAAAUUUAAGUUGGAAACCGAAUACCUACUCAAGGACCAUUUGAAGAAAUUGGGAAUCAACCGAAUCUUUGGUUCCGGUGCGGACAUCUCGGGCAUCACGCACGAUGCUAACCUGGUAGUGUCCGACGUGGUCCACAAGACCGUGCUGGAGGUUCACGAGGCAGGCACCGAGGCGGCCGGGGCUACCGGUGUCAUCAUUGUCGCAGAAAGUCUUGUGGAGAGCGUCGAGUUCCGAGUCGAUCACCCGUUCAUCUUCUUCAUCCGGAACACUCAAACCAAGGACAUCCUCUUUGUGGGACAGGUCAAUCAUCUUUGAAGGUAUCCAUCGAAGACUAAAAAUUAUAGGUGCACAAAGAAUAAAGAGUUCUUCCUGAUAA
Ixodes scapularis (black-legged tick) is the source of this 1596-nucleotide messenger RNA. Its product is annotated as intracellular coagulation inhibitor 1. Gene Ontology annotation, molecular function: serine-type endopeptidase inhibitor activity. The coding region runs from base 357 to 1535 and encodes 392 amino acids. Lineage: Eukaryota; Metazoa; Arthropoda; Arachnida; Ixodida; Ixodidae. The record is from RefSeq and is a predicted model, not a curated record. The transcript is spliced from 3 exons.